Daucus carota subsp. sativus is the source of this 884-nucleotide messenger RNA. RefSeq names its product glycine cleavage system H protein, mitochondrial. The coding region runs from base 211 to 690 and encodes 159 amino acids. Gene Ontology annotation, biological process: glycine decarboxylation via glycine cleavage system; protein lipoylation. The record is from RefSeq and is a predicted model, not a curated record. NCBI's taxonomy places the organism in Eukaryota, Viridiplantae, Streptophyta, Magnoliopsida, Apiales, Apiaceae. Gene Ontology annotation, cellular component: mitochondrion; glycine cleavage complex; cytoplasm. The transcript is spliced from 4 exons.
ACAACACAAGUGAGGUUGGGUGUCUGGAAGUUGGAAGGCAAGAGUGUGGCUUUGAAGGAUGAGGCUUUGAAUGUGCACCAUUCAUCAAAGAUAACAAAUAUAGCCAUAGCCUCAGCUAAAGAAUAAACUCUUCAAAUUCACCAAACCUUCUUCUUUUCCUAGUAUAACAAGUAGCCACAGCAACAAAAAAAAAGAUAUAUCAAGCUCAAGAUGGCUCUAAGAGUGUGGGCUUCUUCAGCUGCCAAUGCACUUAAACUCUCCCCUGCAGCACCUUUUUCACUCUCCAGAUGCUUCUCUUCAGUUUUGGAUGGUGCCAAGUAUGCAACUUCACAUGAAUGGGUGAAGCAUGAAGGCUCAGUGGCUACUAUUGGCAUCACUGACCAUGCUCAGGACCAUCUCGGAGAAGUCGUGUUUGUGGAGCUCCCGGAGCCUGGGGCUGCAGUGACACAAGCCAGUGGCUUUGGAGCUGUAGAGAGUGUAAAGGCCACCAGUGAUGUGAACUCCCCAAUCUCGGGAGAGGUUGUGGAAGUGAACACAAAGCUCACCGAGACACCUGGAUUGAUCAAUUCAAGCCCGUAUGCAGAUGGAUGGAUGAUCAAAGUGAAGCCAAGCAAUCCAUCCGAAUUAGAAUCCUUGAUGGGUCCGACAGAGUACACAAAAUUCUGUGAAGAGGAGGAUGCUGCACACUAAACUCUGCACUAUGGUCUGUUUUUCUACAUGAACUAACUGGUUGAGCUGUUAAGUUCAAAUGUGACAACAGAUAGAAGCGUCAAUUUGAUAUUGUUGUUUGUUACUUUAUUGCUUCAUGUACAUUAAGACAGUCCUAUUACCACUUCAAUGCCUGCAAUCUUUCAGUUGCUGCCUAUAUACUUUUCAUUCUCUUA